This is a messenger RNA of Pleurotus ostreatus (oyster mushroom), 921 nucleotides long. RefSeq names its product ribonuclease T2-like. Lineage: Eukaryota; Fungi; Basidiomycota; Agaricomycetes; Agaricales; Pleurotaceae. Gene Ontology annotation, biological process: RNA catabolic process. The transcript is spliced from 6 exons. The record is from RefSeq and is a predicted model, not a curated record. Gene Ontology annotation, molecular function: ribonuclease T2 activity; RNA binding. Bases 1 to 921 code for a protein of 306 amino acids. Gene Ontology annotation, cellular component: extracellular region.
AUGGUCGUCCGUCUUUCUCUGGCUGUUACCCUUGCGGCGCUUUCUGUGACUGCGGUCCAGACGAAGUCCCACAGAGACAUUCCCGACACCUUCUCGAGCAUAGCCUCCUGCGUCGAUGAACCUUCAACCUUCUCCUGUGAGAACACAGCGCCGAUCAAUAACACAUGCUGUUCACCGACGCCAGGAGGAUUGGUCUUGCAAACGCAGUUCUGGAGUACGUGGACCGGCUUAGAGCGAACAGGACAGUUGCUCCCCGAGAAAAGCUGGACAAUCCAUGGCUUGUGGCCGGAUAACUGUGACGGAUCAUUCGAGCAGUAUUGCGAUCUAUCAAGACAAUUUGAUCCAACUCCUUCUCCUGCCAUUUUGCCAGAUGGAACAGUUGUGCCCGCAUGGAAAGGUCCAGGGAUCGACACUUUCGUUUCCCAGUUCGGACGGCAAGAUCUACUUGAUUUCAUGCAGAAAUACUGGAUCAACCAAGGUGCGCCUAACGUCGACUUCUGGGGUCACGAGUUUUCCAAGCACGCAACCUGCACUUCUACUUUUGAUGUGGCUUGCUACCAAUCAUACAAAAAGCAUCAAGAUGUUGUAAACUUCUUUGAUGCCGUUGUGCGGGCCUUCCACAGAUACCCUACUUUUAGCAUGCUUGCCUCCGCUGGAAUUGUACCCUCGAAUCAAACCGCUUACAGCCUCGACAGUAUCCAGAAGGCUCUAGUGUCACAGACCGGCGCCAUACCCUUCCUUGGAUGUCAGGCUAACGGCACUGUUCUGACGGAGGUUUGGUACUUCAGUCACGUUCUCGGAACGGAACAAUUUGGAACGUACAAGAACGUUAAUUCAACGACUAAUUCUACCUGUUCUAAGACUGCCGGAAUCUGGUACUACGAGCGAACUAAGUCAUCUGAACGUGAGGUCCGAGCGUAA